UGGUAGCUUGCAGGUUGCCGAAGUUUAUGUGUUUGUAAUUUAAUGUUUAUAUCCGUUCUGUGCAAAAAAUAUUUGGGAUUCACGAUUGCGGAACAUAUUUUAGGACUGCUUUAUUUAUUUAAUAUUUAGUGUUAUUUACAUUACUGUGUGGUCAGGUUUCUGUUAAUGUUAUGGAAUUUUAAUUGAGACGACAGGAAACAUACAGAUUCUACACAUGUAUCAUCAUGGUGAUACUGUUAUUAGUAGAUCUGUUUAUUGUCUAUUCUUUACCUAAACGUGGGAACUCUGACAGUGUGGACAGCGAUUUUACCACACAUUUGAAGUUGCCUGAUGAAAUAAUAAGGUGAGGUUGGCUCUUGGAGGUGGUGGCAAGCCAUGUUUAAGACAGACUUGCACCAAGAACAACAGGUAGCGUACAGCAGCGCGGAGAAAGAUGUUCAGCAGCAAGCAGCCAUGUCGCAACAGGGCGAGAGCCUCGGUGUGCAGAAGUACCAAGUCCAGCUGCAGCAAGAGCAGGUGGAGGCAACAUGCAGCCAGGAGCAGCAGACUCGCGUGGCAGUACCCGUGCAGCUGCAGCAGCUGCAGACGUACUACGUGUCCCGACCGGAGCUGGCUGUCGCCCAGCACCAGCCGCUGGAUCAGGUGCAGAUGCAGCAGAUAAUCCAGCAGUAUAAGUACCAGGAGCAGCAUGUCAGGCAACUGGUUGUGCAUCCAGAGCAGCAGACAUUGCUGCAGGUCAGACAGUUACAGCAACAGCAGCAACAGCAGGAUGUGGUUGUGCAGCACAAGAAACAUAAGGUGCUACAGAAACAUCACUCGCAGUCGACACAAGUACAGCAGAAACAGCACCAUCACGUCCAGCAGCAACAUCAGCUGCAGCAGACACAUCUGUUGCAGACUCAGCAUUAUGUGCAGCACAAACCUGUGCAGGAUCUUCAGCUCCAAGUUCAGCAGCCCAAGUCAGAUGCAAACAAGUUGCAAGUGCACAUGCAGCAACCAAGCCAACAGAAGUUGCAGAUGCAUGUGCAUCAGCCAACCAAUCAGCCACAGCAAAAAAUACAGCAACCAGUGCAUCAGCAGCAGAAAAUACAGAAACCAGUUAAUCAGAAGCAAAAAAUACAGCAACCAGUCCAUCAGCAGCAGAAAAUACAGCAACUGGUUCAUUAUCAGCAGCAGCAGCAACAGCAGCAACAGCAACAGCAGCAGCAACAACAGCAACAGCAACAGCAGAAGAUGCAAGUGGUGGUGUUGAAGCACACGCAGUCACUGGAACAGGACGUGAAUCAGCAGCAGCAGAACUUGAAAGUGCAGCAUGUGUUCCUGCAGCAGCCUCAGCAGUCGACGUUCUCCGUGGUGCAGAUGCCCUCGACGUCCGAGCAGCAGGUGCAGACCAGCCCGGCUGGCUACUCCGUCACUGCUGAUGAGCACCAAGACAACACCAACAGAAUAGAUUCGGGUAAUGGCAUACUACAAGGCCAGCAGCGCCAAAUACUGAUAUCUCAGAUGCAACAAGUAUCAGAUGAACAGGAGUCGAAAAAGGUAUCGCAGCAGAUGAUGAUCUCCCAGGACAAGAUCAUAACUCUUUCUGAUGGUAGAAUGAUGCUGCUGUCAGAACUGCAGAAGCAGCAGUCACAUUGCCGCUCGACCACGGUCAUCAACGGGGUGCGCAAGGAGCAGCCAGGGGUGAUAACGGUGACGAGGAGCCAGUACUCGAGCCGCCAGACGCAGAGUACCGUCAUCUACGCCCAGCAGCACGGCCAACAGCAGCAGGUGAUCAAGGUGCACAGCUCGCAGGAGGGCGUACAGAGCCACCCCCUCCAGCAGUCCCCGGCAGAGGAGUCGCUGUGCAAGCUUUCCGACCAGCGCCAGUGUGACAGCUCCUCACUCGGCCAGUCGCCCGCGAAGACGUAUGUGGUCAAGCACCCUACGAAGAACACGGUGUUGCUAAGGAACACCAUGCAAGUGGGCACAGUAGUUUCUUCGGCGGCUGAUUCAGCAUCACAGAACUUCACCACGACUCAGAAUAGCAAAUCAGCUCUACCUGUGGCAGUAGUCCAGCCUGUCCAGUUGGUUUCUCGGGAGCAAGAGUUGAAAACUGUACGCAGAACCUCUCAUCACAGACAAACUCGGCACAUUGUGCUGCCUGAGCAACAGAUGACCAUGGAAGUUCAGGAUAGCAACAUUGUCUUAGAACAGAGAAAGCAGCAACAUAAUCUUCAUCAGCAUCAGCAGACACAGUUUCAUGCUCAGCAGCCAUCCAAGUUGCAGCAACAUUUGCAAGGUCAGUCCCAACAAAAGUUGCAGGUUAACUGUCAAGAUCUGCAACAGAAAUUACAAAUUCAGUUGCAAGAUCAACAGCAACUCAAAUUGCAGCAACAAUUGGAAGACAAACAACACAAGUUACAGUUACAUUUGAAAGACCAACAGCAACAGAAAUUGCAGAUACAUGUGCCAGAUCAACAGCAACAGAAGUUUCUUGUGCAAGAUCAACUGCAUUACAAAGUGCAGUUUCAAGAUCAGCUACAACAAAAAUUACAGGUACAAUUACAAGAUCAGCAGCAGUGCAGCUUGCAGGGUCAGCAACAGAAGUUGCAGUUACAUUUGCAAGAGCAGCAGAAUAAGUUCCAACAGCUGCAGGAACAGCAUCAGCAUAAACUGCAACAGCAACAAUUGACAGAGCAGAAACAAAGAGUUUCACAACAACAGUUAAAAGAGCAACAAUUAAUUUUGCAACAGCAACAAUUUCAAGAGCAGCAGCAAAAAUUACAGCAGCAACCAUUGCAGGAGCAGCAGCAACAAAAAGUGCAGCAGCAACACUUGCAAGAAAACCAUAAUGUACAUCAACAGUUUCAGGAGCAGCAGCAUCAUGCCCUACAAUUGCAGCAACAGCAACACUUGCCAGAAACACAACAGACUUUACAGCUUCACCCACAGAAACAGCAUUUGUUACAUCAUCAGAAGCAACAUUUGUUGCAGCAACAACAGCAGCAACAGCACCAGUUGCAGCAACUGGAGAAACACAAACAACUGCAGCAAUUAACACAGUUGCAACAACAGUUACAACAGCAGCAGUUCCAACAGCAGCAACAGCAGCAAUUACCGCAACAGUUACAGCAGCAGCAUUUGCAACAUCAGCAGUUACAACAGCAGCAGUUACAACAGCAGCAGUUACAACAGCAGCAGUUACAACAGCAGCAGUUACAACAACAGCAGCAGCAGCAGCAACAGCAGCAGCAGCAGCAGCAGCAGCAACAGCAGCAGCAGCAGCAACAACAGCAACAGCCAUUGCAGUUGCAGUUGCAACUGCAAAAUCAAGACUACGAAACACAUGUAAACCAAUUCCAACAACAGCAAUUUGAACAGGAGAAAGUGAAACAGCAUCAGCAGCUUGAAAUGCAGCAAAAGUUGCAACUGCAGUUGCAGCAUCAUCAUCUUCAAUUGAUUCCACAGAUGCAGGAGCGAGUGACCUCGGCAGAGUUCUGCCACGCGGGCCAGAGCAGCCAGGUGCCGCAGCAGUCGCUAGUGCUGCUGCUACACGGCGGUGAGAACGAGAUCUUGGGACAGUUUGUGGUCAGCAUCGACCCGUCCGCGGUAUCGACUCUCACUGGCGCAACACAGUUUAAGACGGAGCCCAUUCCGGUGGUGACGGAAGCUGUGCCGAUGGUGGAAAACGCUACGGCAGGUCCACCGGAGAGCGUGGCUCCCGCCGAGAUGUGCGACGCCUCCUCGGCGAGGCGCUGCAGCUUGCCGCCGGCCGAGGAGAGUGUCGGGUGCGGUGGGAUCAUCCCCCCACCGCCGUGCUCCGCUGCCUCGGCAGUCCCCCCGGCGUCCGAGGUGCAGUCGGCCCGGGGCAAGGAGCCGGACGACGUCCCGUCCGCGGUCAAGUGCUGCAUGGAGACCCAGACCAAGGAGUCUGUUUUUGUGCAAUGCAAUCCUCCUUCGGUUAAUGUUCCUGUUUCAAAUGAUGAAAGUGAAAAUAGUGCAUCUGCAUCAAAGAAUUCAUCAUCACUUCCUGCUCAAGAGGAUCCGGAAGCGAAACCACCUGCCAGAGAGGAGCCGAGGUACGUGGCAGGAAUGCUGGCAGUGUGUCACAACUGUGGCUACUUGUCGUCGGAUUUCAAUAAGUGUCAGCGCUGCAAGAAGAAGUUGGCCGAUAGUGUGAAGUCAGUUUCCAUCACUGACAUGUUGGCUCGUUGUAAAAGAAGCAGCAGUGCAGAGAUUGUUGAGAAGGAGGGACAGCAGGCGGAAGCCGCUCCAGCCGCAACCCCCUCCACCCCUGUGAAGACUGAGCAGGCUGCGGAGACCCCCAAGACCGCCAGCAAGCAGAGUCGCCCACCUGCGAAGAGGCGGAAAGCCAAAGUCAUUGACGAGCCUGUGAUAUUGACCUUGUCCUCGGAUGAAGAAGAUGCUCAAAGUGGAAGGGAUCUUUCAGCUGGCCAGAGUUCAUCUAAGGCAGAGGAGUUAUUCAUCAAGGAUAGACACUUGUGCGAAACUAAGAACUUGGUCAUCGACACUCCUCUAGGUGACCCAGCCAGCAAUAGUGUGUCACUGCAUUGCCGGACAGUCAGGAUUGGCUCCUACAAGGCUGUGCCAAAGGAAAAUGUAUUUAUUUCAUCAUCUGUUGUCAAAAUGAUCUUGCCGAAUGUUCAAAAUGACUGGAAAUACGUGACUGUGGAGUUGACAACCGCACAUCUCAAAGGAGUCCUAAUGCAUUUUGGGAAAAGCAUGCCUGUGUUGUUCUACUAUGCCUACUCUACAAUUGGAGAAAGAAUUAGAUCACUGCUUGGCAUGCGGCCACAUCAAGAACCUUACUUCAAUCCAGACAGUGAUGAUGAAACACACACCAGAAUUACUCUUUUGCCGGAGAAAAUGGAGGACGACGUAAAGCGCAUAAUAUUAAGGCUGUACCCACCUAGUAUGAGAGGCGAGCUCACCACUAAAACAGCAAAUGCCAUUCUUGUCAAAUCCUCACCGAGAGAGGUCACUGCAGAUAAGCCACCUUUAGGAUCUGCUACUUCUAACAAAAUUAAGACUAUAUUGAUCUUCCCGCCACCGCCUAUUAAAGGAGGCAUCCCAAUCAGCACAGACGACUACGCCUGCCUUGCGCCAGAUCAGUUCCUAAACGAUGUCAUCAUUGACUUCUACCUAAAGUACUUGACGCAAGUUAUUCUGAAGGUUGAAGAUCAAGCAUGCACACACGUCUUCAGUUCCUUCUUCUACAAGCGGCUGACGACGCGGCCCCCCUCCGUGCGAGGCAGGGUGGAUCCUAUCGAAGAUAACCCCUCCCUCUCCCCAGCGGAGAAGCGUCACAGCCGGGUCAAAAGCUGGACCAAGAAUGUUAACAUAUUCAAAAAGAAGUUUAUCCUCAUACCAAUCGUUGAGCACAUGCACUGGUUCCUGGCGGUCAUAUGCUUCCCUGGAGAGAUGGGGCAGGUCCGCAUGAGUGACAAGUCUCCCGUGAAGAAGAAGUGCAUGACGCGCAAGUCUGCGAGGAGUGCGGCAAAGAAACAGGAAACAGGCGCUAAACAGAUGACAGCUGUAGGAGAUGAAAAUGAUGCUAGCUCAGAGAGAGAUGAAGCUGAUGGGGAGGAUGAAGACAUCGACCAAAAUAGUAGUGAUGAUGAGGUGAGGAGCUUUGGUGUAUUAAAGAAGUUCAGCACACGCUCUUGGUGUGUUUGGCAGGAGGAAGGCGGGGAGGACCCGGCACAGCAAGGACAGGCAGAGAAAGUUGCUCCGAGCCAGGUCGCACCUGCCCAGGCCCCAGCUAGUAAAUCUGGGAAACAAAAGAAGCCAGCUCGUGAACCGAUCAAGCAGCCCUGCAUUCUGAUUUUUGACUCGCUGAGCGGCACCAGCCGUGUCAGAGUGGUGGCCACGCUGAGAGACUACUUGCGCGUGGAGUUCAAGGUGAAGGAAGGGAAGGAGCGUGAGUUCUCCAAAGACACCAUGAAAGGUGCAUGCCCCAAAGUCCCACAGCAGACCAACUUCACAGACUGUGGGCUGUAUGUCUUGCAGUUUGCAGAGGCAUUUUUCAAGGUAACAUUUUCUAUGUGA
Bacillus rossius redtenbacheri is the source of this 6051-nucleotide messenger RNA. RefSeq lists its product as uncharacterized. Gene Ontology annotation, cellular component: nucleus; cytoplasm. The transcript is spliced from 24 exons. The coding region runs from base 376 to 6051 and encodes 1891 amino acids. Gene Ontology annotation, molecular function: SUMO-specific endopeptidase activity. Gene Ontology annotation, biological process: protein desumoylation; proteolysis. The record is from RefSeq and is a predicted model, not a curated record. NCBI's taxonomy places the organism in Eukaryota, Metazoa, Arthropoda, Insecta, Phasmatodea, Bacillidae.